Messenger RNA from Penicillium coprophilum, 1146 nucleotides. RefSeq lists its product as uncharacterized. Bases 1 to 1146 code for a protein of 381 amino acids. NCBI's taxonomy places the organism in Eukaryota, Fungi, Ascomycota, Eurotiomycetes, Eurotiales, Aspergillaceae. Gene Ontology annotation, cellular component: Golgi apparatus. The record is from RefSeq and is a predicted model, not a curated record. The transcript has 4 exons.
AUGAUAGAACCUCUUCAGCCUACUUUUCAACAAUCCAACGAUGCUUACCGAAACCCCAAGGGGAAGGAAUCAGAGAUCUACACGUAUCCAGUACCACUCAGUCCCGUCAUGAACGAACAACAUCAUCACAAGGCCCCAAACCACAGACGACCUCUACUAUACGUCCCCAACACAUUAUGGACGCAAUUGUUUGCAGCAACGGUAAUCACGGAGACAGUUCUCACAGUCGCAAUUGAAAGCUGGAUUCUCGUGAGCCUGUGGGACGAUCUUGACGACGACAAAAAAGCAGACGGUCCAAUGCGCCUUCAGUCCUUUCUGGGUCUAUACAUUUUCGCCCUUCUAUCCGAACUGGCACUAUCAUAUGAUGCACUGCGCCGGAAAAACACAAUCCAGCUGGUCGGACUUUGUAUCUGCAAUCUGGGUCUGUUGACAUAUGGCAUUCUCCAGAUGCAGGAGAUCAAGGACACGAUCUCCAGCCUGACCGGUGAAGAUCUCAGCGACCAUCUAGAGGAACUAUAUCACAUUGAGAUAAUUCUUGUUCCGGUCUUCCUGGGCAUCGGGACUGUGUGCAUGAGCUUUUUUACGUGGAAGUUGCGCGCGGAGUUUUCGUGGUCAAUAUACAAGAAUAUCAGCGCGGAUUUGCAGAUGAAGCGUCGAUAUUUUACAUAUCAGGUGUAUAUCGCUCUCCUAAAAUUCGAUUUCUUCUUCGUAUUCGGAAGUCAACUACAAAUCCUCCUUGUCGUCCUCCAAGCCGAAGACGUCGAUUUUAUUCUCAAUGCCGCUUUGAUCCCGAUCACAAUAGCGACCUUGAUCCUGUCUGCUCAAUUUUGCAAGCGUGAGAAGACAAAAUCCCUUGUGCUUAUGAUGUUUUUUACGCUUAUUAUAAUGGGAUGCUUCGGUAUCGCCCUCUUUCGAAUCCACAGCCCCGCGGAGAGCGCUGAUUUCAGCUCUGUCAGGGUAUCUCUGACAUUAUUUGCAGCGAUAUCAUUGCUGCUGAUGGCUUUCACGAUCGUCAACUCCGUGAUAUGUAUCCUUAAUUUUAAGAAAGGAUUGAAGAUUCAUAUUAACCCUCCUAAAAGGCGGAAAAUUUCAGUCUCGUUGGAGCUCGAAUCCCAAGAGACACCUACACGGUUCCUGUUGAACUAG